AUGAGUUUGAACGAGCACUCCAUGCAGGCGCUGUCAUGGAGAAAACUUUACUUGAGUCGCGCAAAACUGAAGGCGACCAGCCGCACCUCAGCUUUGUUGUCUGGAUUUGCCAUGGUGGCCAUGGUGGAAGUCCAGCUGGAGCCUGACCAUGAUUACCCUCCUGGACUCCUCAUUGCUUUCAGUGCCUGCACCACUGUCCUGGUCGCGGUGCAUCUGUUUGCCCUCAUGAUCAGCACCUGCAUCCUUCCCAACCUGGAGGCAGUCAGCAACGUGCACAAUUUGAAUUCAGUUAAUGAAUCUCCCCAUGAGCGCAUGCACCGCUACAUUGAGCUGGCCUGGGCCUUUUCCACAGUUAUAGGCACACUGCUCUUUCUUACUGAAGUAAUGCUGUUGUGCUGGGUCAAGUUUCUACCUCUUAAAAACAGCCAUGAUGGCAAAAAUGGGACCAUCAGCUCUGGACAAGCAGCUGCCAUCGCUUCCACCUGUAUCAUGGUGCCGUUUGGAAUUGUUUUCAUACUGUUCGCGGUGCAUUUCUACCGCACGCUGGUGAGCCACAAAACCGACCGGCAAAUCAAGGAACUGGAGCAGGUCAUUCGCCUUCAGAACCAACUCGAUCACAGGGCUGAGAAUGACGAGCUCAAGGCCUUCCCUUAA
Knipowitschia caucasica is the source of this 654-nucleotide messenger RNA. The record is from the annotation of a GenBank genome assembly. Lineage: Eukaryota; Metazoa; Chordata; Actinopteri; Gobiiformes; Gobiidae.